UUGGAUGCGCGAUCGCUGGUGCAAACGGCGCGCUGAGGGACCAAGCCUUCGCUACUUAGGGGUUAUUUAUGAGCUAGUGCGCGGCCGCUGGGUGGGAUCGGCUCAGCAGCACCCCUGAUGUGAGUACAGCGGGAUUCAAGCAUGGAUACGCGGGCCACACCUGUGCGCCAGCUGCGUUACCUGCGGACCUGUUGGAGACCACCGGGCGCAGACGCGCAGAUCUGGGCAUCCUGCAGCGCGGCGAUGGCGUUGUGACCACCGGGUUCGACAAAGACCUUAUGGGGCCCCUUGCGCAUCAUCGCGCCCGCUGGAUUAUCAUAGCUCGGAUUCAGAGUGGGUUCCGUUCAGACCGGAUUUACACCGAACCUCAGCGUGUGUGAGUGUGAUUUUGAGACAAAGACCCUCCGCGCAAACCGACGCGCUAUGGAUGCGGUUCAGCUGGAUGGGCUCAACCCAUCACCGGCGGAGAACGGCAGUGUGUCGCAGUCUGAGCCGCACAAGCGGCUCUCGCAGGUGGACACCGUGGUUCUGCCGUUCCUCGGCGGGUUUGGGAGGUAUCAGCGGCGCUUGGUGGCUCUAACGUGGAUCCCGGCGUUCCUCAUCUCGUUCAGCCAGUUCUCGGACCACUUUCUGCUCGGUCAACCGGAAAGAAAGUGCGUCCGUCCGGAUCAGAACAGAACGAGUUCGGUUCGGGAGAUUUUCGAUCUGAUCACGACCGGGAACGAGGGCAGCAACGUAACGGCGUGCAUGUGCUCCGAGUGGCGGUUCGAGCUGCAGUCGGGACUGCAGCAGAAUGUGGUCACCAAGACUGGAGCAGAUAACUGUUUAAAUGCUCACCCCAACGGACAGAGAGAUAACGCUGAGGCCCGACAACUAAUGUCAGCACGCUUCCUCUUAAAGUCUGAAAAAACAGUUUGUCAGAUUGCAAAAACAGUUUAA
Molecule: messenger RNA, 939 nt
Organism: Sinocyclocheilus grahami
Lineage: Eukaryota; Metazoa; Chordata; Actinopteri; Cypriniformes; Cyprinidae
Product: solute carrier family 22 member 23-like
Exons: 2
Coding region: 424-939 (171 amino acids)
Source: RefSeq, a predicted model, not a curated record